AGGGGUAACCAUCUUUACUAAGGGCGUGCUAUUCCAGGUGGCGCAUUGCAUUCUGGGCUGGACCGAUUCCGUUGCAAUAUUUGCGGUAGGGCUUCUUCAAAAUGGUUCCUAAGCUGAAGACGGAAAAUGUAUUUUGAGGCAAUACAACAUUUUGGCAGCAAUAGUGCGAACGACAUUUUUGUCGGAAGCGUGACUUCUGUAGGAACACUUGUAAGGAUGCUCUUUUUCUGGAGGACAACGGAAGUGGGAGGUCCUUGGGGGUUAAUUGCUCUGUGUUAACCCUUCUGCUGCCAGGUCAUGCAUCUUUUACUGCAACAACUUUUUGCCAAAGUUAUCCAUACACAAGUACCAUGCCGAAGGAUAGCAACGCGCAGAAUUACCCCGAAUAAGCUGGCAUCUUACUGGGAGAAAGUCUUCCGCGAACACGCCAUUCCCGAACCGUUGGAAAGCAGCCAGAUACUUGUAGCUCAUGCACUUGGGGCCAAGAAUUUUCACAGUUUAGGAUCCUGUGCGGCUCGCUCUCCCUUGUCUGUGGAUCAGCUGGCUCUCGUAGAGAAAAUGGCGCAAGAACGUCUGAAGAGGGUUCCAGUCCAGUAUAUUAUUGGAGAGUGGGACUUUCUAGACAUGACGUUAGAAAUGAGACCCCCAGUACUUAUCCCACGACCUGAGACAGAGGAACUUGUGGGCCUAGUGUUGGCGGAUUGUGAAGACCUGCGUCAUUCUACCAAGACUGCAGUUCUGGAGGUCGGUUGUGGGUCAGGAGCUGUGUCCUUAGCAUUACUCCGGAGGAUCCCUCAGUUGCAUGUUAUCGCUGUGGAUAAAUCAGAAGCGGCUGUGAAUCUGACCCAGGAUAAUGCCAAGAGGCUGGGACUGCAUCAUAGAAUUCACAUUCUCCAGCACAACAUAUUGACAGAUCCAAUAGAGCGACUCCAAGACCUGGGACCUGUAUCUGCAAUGGUCAGUAAUCCUCCUUAUAUACUCACCGAGGAUAUGACUCAGCUGGAACCAGAGAUCCUUAGAUACGAAGAUCACUCAGCAUUAGACGGAGGUCUUGAUGGCAUGGAUGUGAUGAAGGGGAUCCUGCGGCUUGCACCACUCCUGCUUAAGGCCCGAGGGGAUAUCUUUCUGGAGGUAGAACCUCGGCAUCCUGAGAUGGUGAAAAAAUGGCUUGAAAACCAUUCAGAGGGGAAACUGCAGCUUCUGAAUAUUGUUAAGGAUUUCUGCAGCAAGCCUCGGUUUAUCCAUCUACGGAGUUGCAGCUGAAGGUUUUUUUUUUGUGAACUCUCUGAACUGCCUGCACUGACACUGUGGAUGCCAAGACAAGUCACAUGGAUAGGUACUAAUUCCCUUCUUACUUUUGAAGAGAGCAGCUGAUGGAACUGAGAUACACAGGUUCAGUGAGGACGUUCUACUGAGCGUGAGUCAUUGGAGGUGCAUUAUAGAACAAUGUGAAAUAUUAUAUCCAGAACGUCAAAGUAGAACAUGUGACCCAUAUAUAGAAAAAGUCUUCUGUACAUUAAUACACAGCACCCUCAUAGGUUCCCUACUCCCAGGAAAAGACUUCCCUACCAUAAAUCAGAGAUACAGCAUUGUCACUAGUGAUGAUCACAGGGCUUAUCUUGUAUUGGAUUAAUCGGAUCAUUUAUAGUCCUACCCCAAGUCCUUGCACUUUUUUGCCUGGGCAAAAAAUUUCUUUUCUGCUGAUUAGAGACAGAUACUUAAAAAUGUUUUUUGUUUUUUUUUAUAAUCUGUUUUAUUGUUUUGUACAUUGGGCAACGAUCUUGCCUGAGCUAAGCAUUACAGCAGUCCCCAUGGGCAUAGUCAAGAAUAGACUGAAGCUGUCCAUUUACAGGAAUGGAAAAGGUGCCUGUGCAUGCUCUGUGACUUUUUCAGAGGUCAUUCUACAGGGAGGGGGAGGCUGAUCUGUGAGCAACAGCUAUUGUGUGUGUCUAUGUUAUCUAUAUACAGGUAUGAGAAUAAUAAAUUGCUUUACAU
Messenger RNA from Hyla sarda, 1995 nucleotides. RefSeq names its product HemK methyltransferase family member 1 (gene HEMK1). Gene Ontology annotation, molecular function: nucleic acid binding; protein methyltransferase activity. Bases 298 to 1263 code for a protein of 321 amino acids. The record is from RefSeq and is a predicted model, not a curated record. The transcript has 11 exons. Gene Ontology annotation, cellular component: mitochondrion. Gene Ontology annotation, biological process: protein methylation. NCBI's taxonomy places the organism in Eukaryota, Metazoa, Chordata, Amphibia, Anura, Hylidae.